CAUGCAAGAAACCCACACGUAGCAAACACAAAACAACAUUCAAUACAAUGAGUUUUGAACUGCUGAACACCCACCAAAAGUUGCUUGAUUUUUACUGAGAAGAAGGAAAGGGGAGAAUGUAGGAAGAGCUUCCUUCCAUCUUUCUUGUGACUGUGUGAUUUGAAUUAGUUCACCAGCUCGCUUGGACAAGCAUGCAGCGCAGUUAUAAUACUGGAUAAGCCAUGAAAUACAUCUGACGAAGACCAGAUUCGUGAUAUUUAUGGAGUGUGCGUGGUGGACUUCGUGUCGCGUUAGAACUUCCAGGAAUCGAGAGUUGUAGUUCUCUGUAUGUGGACAUGCCCGACACUGUCCGUGUUACUUGGUCGCUUGCCUUUGAGUUUGUUGCUGUUCAUAAUGUUGACCUAUUUCGUCGCGGGCACUAUCGAGUCCACUUAUCCUUCACGUCACCGGAAGGUGGUGGGGUUGAGCUAUCCGUCGCAUCCGAUACUGUAACUAACAUCGAAGGCCGCCAUACAGCAACAGUCACAGACGAUGGAAAGUGUGCAGUGUCCUCAUCGGUUCUGAUCCUCUAUCGUCAGCAGCGAAACAUUCUGGCUGACAACUUUGAGGGGCUGUUGCACUUCAGUUUGCCCUGCAAAAAGCUUGGUGAGAUUUCAGAGUGGCCUGUUGUACGCUGUACACUAGAAUUACACCAUGCACCUAACAGUCCACAGAAUACUGAUGCGCCGCCAGCUACAGCAUUCACUAAAGUUAGCCGCCAUCGCUUGUACCUACGCAUGUGCCCGAAGAAGCACCAGUUACACGCACAUCGUCCGUUCCUGUUUGACUUCUGUCACUUAGCAGGAGUGCAGCUCCGCAUUCAUGCAGUAUUGGCUAACGUUGCAUUGGAUGUCAGUGAACCAGCUCCCACCGAGAAGGCAAAGACUGGCUUCCGAACUGCUGUGAAGAACCUAUUGCCAUCAUCGGAGUCUUCGUCCAAACCGUUUCGAAAAAGUUCUCGUCCCAGCCGCUCUCAUUCGUUCAAGGGACUAGACCAUGCGAGGAAAAGUCGCCGUUUAACCGAUGCAUCAGAUCAAGCACGAUCUAUACUGUCACCUGCAGCACUGCGCUAUCGUGUGGACACCAUCUCACUUGUGGAGGCAAGGCAUAUCUGUCGCUUGCUGCUGGAAAGCAAAGCGGCUCUUGCAGAAAUGCACCAAAUGCUGAUUGGUGGCACCUUACCAACCCCACCAGAUGUGGAUGAAUUGCUCAACAAGAUGUACAGGAAAGGCCGGCGCGAGUCAAUACCCUGGAGUGAUGCACAGGAUUACGUGCUAGCUAUUCGAGGCGAGAUAUCUGCCUUGUGGGCGGUGUUUCUCGGUGAUAUAUCAGAGAUACCAUCAGCUAGUCAGCGGUUGCUGUUUCAGUGUCAGCACCAGAGAAUAUUGCGUUGGCGUGAAGGUGUGCUCACGCAGUCACAGCCUAUAUCAAACUGCCUGGCACUAGACGUGGAUCAGUUACCACGUCUUGACUGCACACAACUGCAGGCUUUCGCCGAGAAGAUUACCACUGACUUGUACGGCCGGCUGGCAUUUAAGCCUCUGCCGCUAGCAUGCAAAGUAGUAGAUGGUACACAUCGUAACAUGCCCUUCAUCCUGGAGCAGGUCUUUGCAGGUGAUGACACAUCACACUUGCGCAAGAAUGGUUUUGUCAAGUCAUCAGAUACUCUUGUGCCCUUUGACGAUAGUGCCGAGGAAAGCGGUGCCUCUAAUCUGGACAGCAGCCAGCCGCUGCUUACGCUGGGCGAGUUCCUUUCUUCUCACGCCAUUGCUCGCAAGCAGUCCGAGGAAAGCGUGGAAUCCACUCAGAGUCGCAGUGAGCUGAUGACCCUACGUGAAUUUCUCAACAGUGGUCUUGCCAAGCACCGUAGUUCCGGGAGCAGUAUUGCAUCAUCAACGUCGUCAGCAGAAGGAGAUGACAUGAUGACGAUGGAUGAAUUCCUGUCGAUUGUUCGCUCGGCUACGCACGAGGACAGCGAGGACAGCAACAACGAUCCUGCCAUGACAAUGGAUGAAUUCCUCAGUCAAGUUUCGCCGGCAUGUUCACAAGCUAUUCAACGAAGUCGCUCGCUAACAGCUGAGUCCGGUCCGAACAGUACCAGCCAAGCUAUGGCAGGUGACGACCGCUUCACCGUCGAUGAACUUCUGGCGGUGUUUGCGACAGAACGUGUAGCAUCGCGCUCAUGUGACAGUACCAGUGAUCUGACACUUUCAGAUUUCCUCGGCGGGGAUACCGAUUGCCAGCAGAUUCUUGCUUUCCAUGACAACACUGCACCAGACUGUAGUCCCUUGGCCGAGGAUUCUAUCUCCCCGACGGCAACUGACUUUGAGUUACAGCAGCGAGUUCCUGCGGAGCCUGUCGAUAUGAGUGUGCCUUCGUGCAGACCUUCCAUGACUGGACAUCAAGGACUGGUGAAUGAAGCAAAGGAAUUAAUACGGCCUGGUCUGCCAUCCUCGUGGGGAUUCUUGAGUGAUGGGGCAGCAGAGUUUCUACCGGCGCCGUACUUCAGCUCGGUGGAGAGUUUCCAAUCUAGAUCUAAACCAGUGCAUCUGGUUGUGUGCGUGCAUGGUCUUGAAGGUCUUCAUCUGGAUCUACGAAUGUUCUCCAUCUACUUGAAGCUAGCAUUGCCUGACGCUGGUUUGAUGUUCCUCAAGUCGAAAAGCAAUGAGCAAAACACCAACAAUGACUUUGUGAUCAUGAUCGAGGCACUGGUGAAAGAGAUCACAGCAUUCAUUGAGGACAAGGAGCUAAACGUUUCUCAUCUGAGCUUUGUUGGCCACUCACUAGGUAAUAUCAUCAUUCGUGGUGCACUGGCACAUCCAGCUCUCAGCUGUUACCUGCCCCUGCUGCAGGUGUAUGUAUCGUUUGCUGCGCCUCAUCUAGGCACUGCUCAUGCUAACUCUGUUGUCAGUACCGGAAUGUGGCUGAUGCGUAAAUGGAAGAAGUCAACCUCGUUAUGUCAGCUGGCUAUGAAGGAUACCUCGGAUAAGAGAAGAUCUUUUCUCUAUCAGCUCAGUUUAAAACCUGGCCUGGCAUUAUUCAAGUCGGUGCUGUUAGUUGCAUCUCAUCAGGACCAGUAUGUCCCAUUUCACUCUGCUCACAUUGGUCUUCACACGGGUGGAGAUGAUGAAGAGCUUAGUCGUAUCCAUAUGGAGAUGGUGCAGAACCUGCUGCGGCCCUUGCAGUAUAGUGCAACGCAGCUAAGUCGCUACACCGUAGUGCACCACUUCCAGUCCAAUGUGGACGUCAACGUCCUUGUAGGCCGCGCCGGCCAUGUAGCUGUACUGGACAACGACCUCUUCCUGGAGAAGUUUGUCGCACUCUUCUGCGCGCCAAAGUUUGUUGUGACAGAAUCAUCAGUCUAAGAAAGCGAUUAUAUUUUAUUUGCAUCCCUAUAGGACAGAGGCAUCUCGACAAAGAUAUCUGCUUUAUUUCCCUUUCAAUAGUCUUUAUUAACCGCUACAACCGCUACAACCGCAUCAACAGAUCCUGGUUAUUCCCAGCUAACACUUUUCAAUACGCAUAUUCCUGUUUAUUGUUUGUUUUUUAGAAGAAGCUUGAGAGUUGAGCUCUGUCCAUCAUGAAAUCUACUGCUGUAUCCAGUGCAUGGGUGACAUGUGUCCUCUAUUUGCUGACUUAUCUGUUGUAUGGCUGCUGCCGUGACAACUAUAGCCGAUUUCUUUUUCCUAUUUUUCUGCUGCCCCGUUUACUGUGAAGAAACAUUAUUUAUCACACCCACAUGUGCACAUUAUCGCUGACUGAGCCAUGCGGCUUGGUUUACACACCGCAGAUAUCUGGCAGCUCUUUUCUCCGUUCCUGCUUCGCUCCUCCUUGCACUUCCUCCUCUGCCUCGUCAGCCACUGACGCCAAUACAGGUGUACACUCUGCGCAGUGUACCUGGCUCCCCGCAAUACAUUAUAUAUUGUUUGCUCUCUCUCUCUCUCUCUCUCUCUCUCUCUCUCUCUCUCUCUCUCUCUCUCUCUCUCUCUCUCUCUCUCUCUCUCUCUCUCUCUCUCUUUUUACGGAACUCCUGUUCCUUGUUCUCUCUCUUUUUAACAUUGCCUGCUUGCCCCGGUAUGCGUCUGCUGGUAGUAUUUGUUCCUUUUAUAUGGCCUUGUCUCGACUUCUGUGUACAUUAACUUCUUCUUUCUAGAAGUGACCGAUGUAGUAAAGUUUCUGUUCCCUUCUCAGACAUGCUACAUUUUCUCUCUUUUCAUUUCUCCCUCUUUUAGCUCUUGUACAUACAUGUAUGCUGUUCUCGUUGCCAGUGUUUGGGUUUCUUUGCUUGUGAGAUGUGCGGUGACACAUUGAGUACAGACCUGACACAUAUGCUAGCCAUUAUUGUCUGCGGUUGUAUCGCAUUUGUUACGUUGUUCUCUGUUCUCUGUUUUCCGUAGUACAUGUAGUAGUUGUAGUAGUGGUCCACUGCUGGUUUACAUUACCACCGUACAAUGAUCUUGCUCAUGUUUGUGUUUUCAGCAUGCUUGAUUUUCGCUCUUCCUUUCGGGAUUAUUGAUUGAAUCUGUCCGUGCA
Messenger RNA from Sycon ciliatum, 4572 nucleotides. RefSeq names its product protein FAM135B-like. The coding region runs from base 336 to 3404 and encodes 1022 amino acids. NCBI's taxonomy places the organism in Eukaryota, Metazoa, Porifera, Calcarea, Leucosolenida, Sycettidae. The transcript has 21 exons. The record is from RefSeq and is a predicted model, not a curated record.